AGUACACGCAACAGACUGACACACUGAUGUCACAAUUGCCACUUUCUUAUUCAUCUCCGCAGCUCAGCAAAAAAUACUCGUAGUUUUAAAAACAGCAGUACGGUCAGUUGACCCAUGGUGAGCGUUCUCUUUUCUGUCCUUGUUUCCCCCAUGAACGUCCAUGGUCAUAAAAAGGUGUUUAUGCAGUGACAUAUCAUUUCGGCACUAUCCUGCGGCAGUAAAAACACAUUUUGUGCUUAAUACGAAUUGGAUUAAAACCAUUGCGGACACGAUACCAGGUCCCAUAUACAGGGGGCACAUGACAGAUUGAUGCCUCAUAUGGUGGGUCAAAUGGCUGCCUCGCCACAGGAGAAUGUCAUCGUUAAACAAGAGACACUGGAAUCCACGGUGGGUAGCUGUGAACGAUGUAGUGGUUGUGGUGGUUCUAUUACUGAUCGUUUCUUGCUUCGUGUUGGUGGAGGAUUGAGUUGGCAUAUGAAAUGUUUGAGUUGUGCUGAUUGUCUAGCCAGUUUGGAUACUCGGCUAACAUGCUACUGCAGAGACUCUCAGGUGUACUGUAAGCACUGCUACUCAAGGAGCUUUAGUACUAAGUGUGCUGGUUGUGCACGCACUAUCCACUCGAGUGAUUGGGUUCGCCGAGCUAAGAAUCAUGUUUAUCAUCUCGCGUGUUUUGCCUGCGAUGACUGCAAGCGCCAACUUUCUACAGGUGAAGAAUUUGCUAUGAUAGAGAACAAAGUACUAUGUAAAGCGCAUUACCUUGAAAUGGUCGAAGGCAGUUUACAAUCAAGUAGUGGCAAAGAUGAUUCUGGCUCUUUUUAUGGAUGUGAAAAUGGCGAAAACAGACACAUUCAUAAGUCGAAGCGAAUAAGGACUACGUUCUCGGAGGAGCAGUUGGAGGUGUUACAAGCCAACUUUAACGUAGAUAGUAAUCCAGACGGUCAAGACUUGGAGCGAAUUGCCCAACAAACAGGCCUUAGCAAAAGGGUUACACAAGUUUGGUUUCAGAACUCACGUGCUCGUCAAAAAAAGCACAAGGAUUCCCCAAGCGACGUAUUUCAUGGAUCAGCAUCUGGCGAUGAAGAUACCAGGAGAGAUACAUGCAGGAAAUGUGGUACUGUUUACUGUUUGUGUAUAAAAGAAGUCUCUACUUGCUCCUCGUAACCAAGACCCAACAUCUGCUGCUGAUUCUUCAUCAUAAACAAACUCAAUUCGGUUUGAGCAAAAACCACCACAAGUUUAAACGCAACGAUAAAGGCAAUCUAUUAAAUAAUCUAUUAAUGAUUAAACUGACCCUCUUCUUGUUCAGACCAUGCAAAUGUUGACCAAGAAGUGCUCACAACCCCUUUAUUAUAUUCACUGUAGUACAGUAUGCCUACAUGAUGUGCUCAAAGUUUCCGUUUCACCGUGGUCUUACACACCGUUUAAAUUUACCGACUGGAGUUUUCCCCUCUUCCUCUUUUUUGUUGUAAUUUUGUUUAUGAAUACGUUCCUCCAACUUACCUGAGGGAUAAUUUCCUUAACAAUUUUGGAUACGCUGCAGAGUCAUGUGAAUAAACUUAACAGAAACUCCAAACAAUAGCAUUGGGACUAUUGGAAGUUAAAGGGACACGUUGCCUUGGAUCGGUCGAGUUGGUCCAUGAAAAGCGUUUG
This is a messenger RNA of Asterias rubens (European starfish), 1650 nucleotides long. RefSeq names its product LIM/homeobox protein Awh-like. Gene Ontology annotation, cellular component: nucleus. The coding region runs from base 310 to 1161 and encodes 283 amino acids. Gene Ontology annotation, molecular function: RNA polymerase II transcription regulatory region sequence-specific DNA binding; DNA-binding transcription factor activity, RNA polymerase II-specific. Lineage: Eukaryota; Metazoa; Echinodermata; Asteroidea; Forcipulatida; Asteriidae. Gene Ontology annotation, biological process: regulation of transcription by RNA polymerase II; neuron differentiation. The transcript has 6 exons. The record is from RefSeq and is a predicted model, not a curated record.